AUGCCCGGAGACAGCCACCUAGCUUACGAGAUUCCAGGCGCCGAGUGCCAGAGAGGCUGGCACCUGCCGUGUGCCCUGUGUGGGUGCACCAAGAAGUUCGGCAUCGUCGAUAGAUAUGGGACCCGCUAUGGUGCCUCCCUCCGGAAAAUGGUGAAGAAAAUUGAAAUCAGCCAGCACGCUAAGUACACCUGCUCCUUCUGUGGCAAAACUAAGAUGAAGAGACGGGCUGUGGGGAUCUGGCACUGUGGUUCCUGCAUGCACACGGUAGCCAGUGGUGCCUGGACCUACACCAGCACUUCGGCUGUCACAGUGCAGUCUGCCAUCAGAAGACUGAAGGAGUUGAAAGACCAGUAG
This is a messenger RNA of Tupaia belangeri chinensis (Chinese tree shrew), 354 nucleotides long. RefSeq names its product putative 60S ribosomal protein L37a. Gene Ontology annotation, molecular function: large ribosomal subunit rRNA binding; structural constituent of ribosome. The record is from RefSeq and is a predicted model, not a curated record. The transcript is spliced from 2 exons. Gene Ontology annotation, biological process: translation. Gene Ontology annotation, cellular component: ribosome; cytosolic large ribosomal subunit. Bases 1 to 354 code for a protein of 117 amino acids. Lineage: Eukaryota; Metazoa; Chordata; Mammalia; Scandentia; Tupaiidae.